Dipodomys ordii (Ord's kangaroo rat) is the source of this 4653-nucleotide messenger RNA. RefSeq names its product microtubule associated serine/threonine kinase 1 (gene Mast1). Gene Ontology annotation, molecular function: magnesium ion binding; protein binding; protein serine/threonine kinase activity. The transcript is spliced from 26 exons. The record is from RefSeq and is a predicted model, not a curated record. Bases 1 to 4653 code for a protein of 1550 amino acids. Lineage: Eukaryota; Metazoa; Chordata; Mammalia; Rodentia; Heteromyidae. Gene Ontology annotation, biological process: intracellular signal transduction; peptidyl-serine phosphorylation.
AUGUCACUCCCGCACGCUCACGGCAGCCCCGCCGGCCCAGAUACACCGGGGGUGCACGCGGACUCGGCCCCGGCACGCCCCGGCCGCUGCCCCACGCGGGACGUGCUGCCCAGGGGUGUGCCCCGCUGUGCCCCGCCGACCCCGGACCAGGCGAGCCCGGGCAUCUCCCCGAGACAGACAGCAGCGUCCACGGUCGCCCUUCGUGGUCGCGUGCUCAGCUGCCGCACCAGUAACCGGAAAAGCCUCAUCCUGACCAGCACCUCGCCCACGCUGCCCCGGCCCCACUCGCCGCUGCCUGGCCACUUAGGUAGCAGUCCCCUGGACAGUCCCAGAAACUUCUCCCCCAAUACUCCUGCCCACUUCUCAUUUGCCUCAUCCCGAAGGGCAGACGGUCGCCGCUGGUCACUGGCCUCCCUCCCCUCCUCCGGCUAUGGCACCAAUACGCCCAGCUCCACGGUCUCGUCCUCCUGCUCCUCCCAGGAGCGCCUGCACCAGCUCCCGUACCAGCCCACGGUGGACGAGCUGCACUUCCUGUCCAAACACUUCGGCAGCACGGAGAGCAUCACCGACGAGGAUGGCGGCCGUCGCUCCCCGGCUGUGCGGCCCCGAUCGCGGAGCCUCAGCCCGGGCCGAUCCCCGUCCUCCUACGACAACGAGAUCGUGAUGAUGAACCAUGUGUACAAGGAGCGCUUCCCCAAGGCCACCGCACAGAUGGAGGAGAAGCUGCGGGAUUUCACCCGCGCCUACGAACCUGACAGCGUGCUGCCGCUGGCCGACGGCGUGCUCAGCUUCAUCCACCACCAGAUCAUCGAGCUGGCCCGGGACUGCCUGACCAAGUCCCGAGACGGCCUCAUCACCACCGUCUACUUCUACGAACUGCAAGAGAACCUGGAGAAGCUGCUUCAGGACGCCUAUGAACGCUCGGAGAGCUUGGAGGUGGCUUUUGUCACACAGCUGGUGAAGAAAUUGCUCAUUAUCAUCUCCCGCCCGGCCAGGCUGUUGGAGUGCCUGGAAUUCAAUCCGGAGGAGUUCUACCACCUGCUGGAGGCGGCUGAGGGCCACGCCAAGGAGGGCCACCUGGUCAAGACCGACAUCCCCCGCUACAUCAUCCACCAGCUGGGCCUCACCCGAGACCCGUUUCCAGAUGUGGUGCACCUGGAGGAGCAAGACAGUGGCGGCUCCAACACGCCCGAGCAGGACGACCUCUCUGAGGGCCGGAGCAGCGCGUCCAAGGCCAAGAAACCCCCCGGCGAGAGCGACUUCGACACCAUCAAGCUGAUCAGCAACGGCGCCUACGGCGCCGUCUACCUGGUGCGGCACCGCGACACCCGCCAGCGCUUCGCCAUGAAGAAGAUCAACAAGCAGAACCUGAUCCUGCGCAACCAGAUCCAGCAGGCCUUCGUGGAGCGCGACAUCCUCACCUUCGCCGAGAACCCCUUCGUGGUGGGCAUGCUCUGCUCCUUCGAGACGCGCCGCCACCUCUGCAUGGUCAUGGAGUAUGUGGAAGGCGGUGACUGUGCCACACUUCUGAAGAACAUCGGCGCACUGCCGGUGGAAAUGGCCCGGAUGUACUUCGCAGAGACCGUGUUGGCGCUGGAGUACUUGCACAAUUAUGGCAUUGUCCAUCGCGAUCUCAAGCCUGACAAUCUCCUCAUUACCUCCAUGGGCCAUAUAAAGCUCACAGAUUUCGGCCUCUCCAAGAUGGGGCUCAUGAGUCUCACCACCAACUUGUACGAAGGCCACAUCGAGAAGGAUGCCCGCGAGUUCCUGGAUAAACAGGUCUGUGGGACCCCAGAGUACAUCGCACCCGAAGUCAUCCUGCGCCAGGGUUACGGCAAGCCGGUGGACUGGUGGGCCAUGGGGAUCAUCCUCUACGAGUUCCUGGUGGGCUGUGUGCCCUUCUUUGGGGACACCCCGGAAGAGCUCUUCGGACAGGUCAUCAGUGAUGACAUCCUGUGGCCGGAGGGAGAUGAGGCCCUGCCCACAGAUGCCCAGCUCCUGAUAUCCAGCCUCCUGCAGACCAACCCUCUGGUCCGGCUUGGGGCAGGUGGCGCCUUUGAGGUGAAGCAGCACAGCUUCUUCCGCGACCUGGACUGGACGGGGCUACUGAGGCAGAAGGCUGAGUUCAUCCCCCACCUAGAGUCAGAAGAUGACACCAGCUACUUUGACACCCGCUCGGACAGGUAUCACCACGUGAACUCCUACGACGAGGAUGACACGACGGAGGAGGAGCCCGUGGAGAUCCGCCAGUUCUCCUCCUGCUCCCCGCGCUUCAGCAAGGUGUACAGCAGCAUGGAGCAGCUGUCCCAGCACGAACCCAAGACCCCCGUGGCAGCAGCGGGGGUUAGCAAGAGGGAGCCAAGCGCCAAGGGCCCAGAGGAGAAGGUGCCGGGCAAGCGGGAGGGCCUGGGCGGCCUGACCCUGCGAGAGAAGACCUGGAGAGGGGGCUCCCCGGAGAUCAAACGCUUCUCGGCUUCGGAGGCCAGUUUCCUGGAGGGGGAGGCGAGUCCCCCACUGGGCGCGCGCCGGCGUUUCUCGGCGCUGCUGGAGCCCAGCCGCUUCAGCGCCCCCCAAGAGGACGAGGAUGAGGCCCGGCUGCGCAGGCCCCCCCGGCCUAGCUCUGAUCCCCCAGGCUCGCUGGAUGCCCGGACCUCCAAAGAGGCAGCUGCAGGGGAAGGCACCCCCAGCGCGGGGGACCCGGAGGCCCUGGAGCGCCCGCGCCCAGGUGACCUCUGCCCACCCUCGAAGGACGGGGACACAUCUGGCCCCAGGGCCACCAACGACCUAGUUCUACGCCGAGCGCGGCACCAACAGCUGUCCGGGGAUCCCGCCAUGGAGAAGCGGCCUUCCCGAACCGGGGGGAAAGUCAUCAAGUCCGCCUCAGCCACAGCCCUGUCCGUCAUGAUUCCGGCAGUGGACCCGCAUGGAAGCUCACCACUAGCUAGUCCCAUGUCCCCACGAUCUCUCUCCUCCAACCCGUCCUCACGGGACUCCUCACCCAGCCGGGACUACUCACCGGCUGUCAGUGGACUCCGCUCUCCCAUCACCAUCCAACGCUCAGGCAAGAAGUAUGGCUUCACGCUGCGCGCCAUCCGCGUCUAUAUGGGUGACUCCGAUGUCUACAGCGUCCACCACAUUGUUUGGCACGUGGAGGAAGGGGGCCCAGCCCAAGAGGCGGGGCUGUGUGCUGGGGACCUGAUCACCCACGUGAAUGGAGAGCCUGUGCAUGGUAUGGUGCACCCAGAGGUCGUAGAGCUGAUCCUUAAGAGCGGCAACAAGGUGGCAGUAACCACAACACCCUUCGAAAAUACCUCCAUCCGCAUUGGCCCAGCAAGGCGCAGCAGCUACAAGGCCAAAAUGGCCCGGAGGAACAAGCGGCCCUCGGCCAAGGAGGGCCAGGAGAGCAAGAAGCGCAGUUCGCUCUUCCGGAAGAUCACGAAGCAGUCGAACCUGCUGCACACCAGCCGUUCGCUGUCCUCGCUGAACCGCUCACUGUCGUCCAGUGACAGCCUCCCGGGCUCGCCCACCCACGGGCUGCCCGCGCGCUCGCCCACCCACAGCUACCGCUCCACGCCCGACUCCGCCUACCUAGCGCCGCCGCUGCCCGGCCACACGGUGGGCAGCUCGCACACCACGCAGAGCUUCCCGGCCAAGCUCCACUCGUCGCCCCCCGUCGUGCGCCCGCGCCCCAAGAGCGCCGAACCCCCGCGAUCGCCGCUCCUCAAGCGCGUGCAGUCGGCGGAGAAGCUGGGCGCCUCUCUGGGCGCCGACAAGAAGGGCGCGCUGCGCAAACACAGCCUGGAGGUGGGCCACCCGGAUUUCCGCAAGGACUUCCACGGCGAGCUGGCGCUGCACAGCCUCGCCGAGUCCGACGGCGAGACGCCGCCCAUCGAAGGGCCAGGGGCCGCUCGACAGGUCGCCGUCCGCCGCCUGGGUCGCCAGGAGUCGCCCCUGAGCCUGGGCACGGACCCGCUGCUGCCCGACAGCGCUCCCAGGCCGCCAGUGUCCAGCAAGGAAAAGGAAUCGCCGGGCGGCACCGACGCCUGCACCCCACCCCGGGUGACAACUCCUGGGGGCCGGACCCUGGAGCGGGACCCCAGCUGCACGCGACACCAGAGCGUGCAGACGGAGGAGGGCGCCGGCGGCGUGGCCAGGGCCGUGGCCAAGGCCGCGCUGAGCCCCGUGCAGGAGCACGAGACGGGCCGGCGCAGCAGCUCGGGCGAGGCCGGCACCCCCCCAGUGCCCAUCGUCGUAGAGCCCGCGCGACCAGGAGUCAAGGCCGAGGCGCCCCAGCCUCUGGGCACGAACUCCAAGGGAUUACAGGAACCUGCACCCCAGGGGCCUCUGGCACCCGAGGCCCCGAGGGGCCGGGAGCGCUGGGUGCUGGAGGUGGUGGAGGAGCGGACCACUCUGAGCGGGCCCCGCUCCAAGCCCGCUUCCCCCAAGCUCUCCCCAGACCCCCAGACCCCGACCCCAGCCCCGACCAAGAAUGCACCUGGUAGCACAGGCCCCGGAGCCCCCGCCGCUUCUCUCCUGGUCCCAGGCACUAAGCCGGAAGUAGGGCUCACCUCCUCCAGGAGCCCUGCGGAAGCUUUGACGCCGACAGCCCUGACCAAAAAAGGGGCGUCAAGCCCCGCACCCCCAGGCCCAUAG